Messenger RNA from Linum trigynum, 2739 nucleotides. NCBI's taxonomy places the organism in Eukaryota, Viridiplantae, Streptophyta, Magnoliopsida, Malpighiales, Linaceae. The record is from the annotation of a GenBank genome assembly.
CACUACUCACUAGUACAAUCAUUUGGUACUUUUCUCUAUCCUUCAUUCUCAAUCCAAAAUCCCAAAUUUGAGGAUGAAAUGAUCCGAUUCGUGGUAUGGGUAUUUUAGUCAAUAGAGCCCAAAUAUUUUCUGGCCACAUGAAACCGUACCGGAAAAGUUAAUGGUAGGGUAUUUUAUGACAAAAUCGUAGUUUAACAGUAGUUCAACCGUAGUACCGUUAAAUACCGCAUAUCAGUUUAGCAUCCGAUACUAGUAUUUUGUGGUUGAACCGCCGGUACGUUACGGUUUCAUGGACCAUGAUAAUUACCCAUACAUGCAUAAUUAUCCAAAUCAAGUAAACUCAUUAAUUAUUGAUAGAGUUUGGAUCGUGUUUAUAUGUAUUUGGAUAUUUGCUGAGAAAUGAGUAGGUUAUGUACAUUCCUACUAUAUUCUAUUUAGAUAUGAGUUGGGUAUGUGUUUCUUCGUUGCUUACACAUAUAAAUCGGACACGUAUGUAGUAUAAAACGGGACAUGUUUGUCGAACUUUAAAAAGUUAAGGUAUCAAAAGAAAAAGUAGAUAUACUAAAAUGUAAUUUUUCAUAUAUUUUUAGGACUUACUUGAAAAUAUUCAAAUUUAGGUUUUAAGUGCAAUAUGCUUAUAAUAGUUUGAGUGUGAUAUGCUUGGUCAAGUAUCAAGUCCAUUAUGAAAGGACUAAACACAUCGAUGUGAGGUAUAAUUUCUUGAUAACAGAGAAGAAGAUUAAGGUGAAGAAAGUGGACACUACGACAAUCGUGUUGAUAUGUUCACAAAGCUGGUUACACAUUGCAAGUUCCAACACUAGUUGGACUUUCUGAAUGUCUUGAGUGGAUGAAUCCGCCUUUAGGGGCAUUGAAGCGGGAGAGAGAGAGAGAGAUAGGAGAUCAUAGCACAAGAAAGAUUCAGGUGGAUGAUUCAAGUCAAGGUGGAGAUUCGUUGACAUGACUUUAAUUAGAUCAUCUGCCAUCGACUGAAAGUCAUGAGGAUCUUGUUGUCCUGUCACUGAGUCGUAGUCCAGGGCUGGAGCGACCGGUUUGAAAGCUCGAAGAGUCAGAUUCCCCUAAUCCACGGUCCACGAUGUAUUAUGGGCUUGUACACGGUUUGGACUUUUAUGGGGGGAUAGAGGAGAAUACACUAACCAAAAUGUUGUCCGAAAGAUACUAUAUCCUGAUGGGUCAAGAUCCAUCAAUGGAGCCCAAAUAUUUUCUCUUUUUUAAACCGAGAUAACCAGACAGGGCCCAUUAGUAUAUGGGCCUCGUGGAGCCGAGCCGACUCUCCUUCACGGUUAACAUCCAGCCACAUGAGUUUCUCGACCUGUCGUCUUCGUUACGCGCCACCUGCCCCUCCCUCUAGAGCUGUCUUCCUUUCUCCCUCGCGUCAUUCUUCUGCUGAAUCGUCACUUAAAACUCGUUACCCAAACCUCCACCGGAACGCGAUUUUCCGCGGAACCAGAAUUUCGCACCGUUACCGGAGUUUGAAAGAGCCACAGAGAAAGAGAGGGGGAAGAGACGAAGGAGGAGAGAAGUUGCCAUCGAAAUGAGGACGGUUACCUCGCGGUUGAUCGACUCUAGAGCUUCUCUAUCUAGAUUGUAUACUACAAUGGCGGGGUACGGUGAGCGGAGAUGUUUCUCAAAUGAUUCUAACAAGGUGGAUGAGCCUUUCAAGGUCGAGGAAGCAGAAACUGUGAACGUCCCUCCGCCACCUCAAGAAAAGUUGCUGGUGUUGGGUGGAAAUGGUUUCGUUGGCUCUCAUAUUCUCAGAGAGGCUCUAGAUCGAGGCUUAUCUGUUGCUAGCCUUAGCAGAUCUGGGAAGUCGUCAUUGCAUGAUCCAUGGGCUAACAAUGUCACGUGGUAUCAAGGGAACCUUCUUUCAUCCGAUUCCUUGAAGGAUGCUCUCGAUGGCGUCUCUGCGGUUAUUUCCUGUGUUGGUGGUUUUGGCUCACAAUCUUACAUGUACAAGAUCAACGGAACUGCGAAUAUCAAUGCUAUUAGAGCUGCUUCAGAGAAAGGUGUUAAAAGAUUUGUUUACAUCUCUGCUGCUGAUUUCGGCUUGGCUAACUACAUACUGCGGGGAUAUUAUGAGGGAAAGAAAGCUGCUGAGGCAGAAUUACUUGCGAAGUUUCCAUAUGGAGGAAUAAUUCUGCGACCAGGCUUUAUCUAUGGGACUCGUGGUGUUGGAAGUCUGAAGUUGCCUCUUGGUGUGAUUGGUUCGCCUAUGGAGAUGGUUCUUCAACAUGCAAAGCCGCUAAACCAGCUUCCAUUGAUUGGACCUCUGUUCACACCUCCUGUGGAUGUGAAUGCGGUGGCCAGGGUGGCAUUGAGGGCGGCAACCGAUCCAGUCUUCCCACCGGGGAUCAUAGAUGUUUAUGGGAUCCAGCGUUACAGACAAUGAAUGUGAAGAUUAGUAACGUUAGCUCUCUAUACUCGCUGUUCUCUUUCAUUCAUAGUUACUACUCUCCUUUUGAACAGUUGAUGCUGUAGAGUUGCUGGCCAUGGAACCUUUUUCCAUAUAGGCUGGUAAGCAGGAAAUUCCCUACCAUGGUCGGGAAAAAAUGCAGAGGAAUAAGUUUGUUCAGAAUUUAGUAUAGAAACUGUUACUGUUCUAUAGUGACAGAGAUGAGCAGAAGAUUUAUGUACCGGGGGUGUGGUAAUCUUGGCUUCAAUAACCUUUACCAUGAACCAACUAUACACAAGAAACUAUGUGAAUAUACAUGUUUUCAUACU